AUGGGCUCUGUCUACCCAUAUGGACAGUUGGUCCGGGCUGUCCGGACCGGUGUCUCCUUCGUCCCUCGGCGGACAUUGGCUUCAACAGCCAUCCGUCGGGCACAGGAGGACGGCAAUGACAAUUCAACUCCGAGUCCGAAACUAAGCGAAUCGAAAAAAUCCCCCUCUCUCUUCUCGUCGGUCAAGGAUUACUUCCUCGGGGGGAAGCCCAAGGAAAAAGCCACAGUCGCCCACACGCCAACAGCCCCGAAGAAAGAGGAAGGUGGGCUGGGAUCGAGCUCAAUUUUUGCCGAUGAUCUUAUGAAGGGACCGAAGCCCAGUCGAAAGAAGGAGCCCCAGCCAGGAGAAGAAGUAGAGCCCGUGCCUUUGGAGGAGCGCAACAAGACGAACCUGCAGAUGGCGCUCAACCCUCUUCCUAAGUCACAGCUACGAUGGGAACGAAAAAUGGUGAUCCGCGAAGUCCGAAAGCGUGGCCGUAUUCCACGGCCGGUGCAGAUUAAGCGAACAGAGCGCGAAUCGCUUUCCAAGUCGCACUGGUUCAAGACCUCGGUGAAGAAGCUGGCUCCCCUAGCGCGGCAGAUCGCAGGCAAGAAUCUCGAUGAGGCUAUCCUGCAGAUGCGCUUUAGCAAGAAGAAGGCCGCCCAGGAUGUGCUCGGGCACCUAGAGCAUGCGAAGAACGUCGCCAUGGUCCGUGCCGGCAUGGGCCUCCCGGGCCCCCAGGGCUCUGAACAGUCCAAACCUAUGGAACCCAUGACUGUCAUUCUCAAGGACGGCUCGCGCAAGAAGAUCACCGACCCGACAUCCAUCUACAUUCAGCAGGCGUGGGUCAACCGUGGCCCAUACGGAUACGGUAUGGACCACCGUGCGCGUGGCCAGAUCAACCGGCUCCGACCCCCGGCCACCGGUCUGACGGUGCUGUUGAAGGAAGAAAAGACCCGAAUCCGUGAGUGGCAGGAGCGUGAGGCCAAGGCGCUCCGUCAGCGCAAGGCGCAGCUCUGGCACCAACUGCCAGAUCGCAAGAUCACGGCACAGAACCAGUACUACAGCUGGUGA
Messenger RNA from Penicillium alfredii, 1053 nucleotides. Its product is annotated as mitochondrial 54S ribosomal protein uL22m. Gene Ontology annotation, biological process: ribosome assembly; translation. The coding region runs from base 1 to 1053 and encodes 350 amino acids. Lineage: Eukaryota; Fungi; Ascomycota; Eurotiomycetes; Eurotiales; Aspergillaceae. The record is from RefSeq and is a predicted model, not a curated record. Gene Ontology annotation, molecular function: structural constituent of ribosome. Gene Ontology annotation, cellular component: mitochondrial large ribosomal subunit; ribosome. The transcript is spliced from 2 exons.